Lycium ferocissimum is the source of this 918-nucleotide messenger RNA. RefSeq names its product syntaxin-52-like. Gene Ontology annotation, cellular component: endomembrane system; SNARE complex; membrane. The transcript is spliced from 5 exons. The record is from RefSeq and is a predicted model, not a curated record. Gene Ontology annotation, biological process: intracellular protein transport; vesicle fusion. Lineage: Eukaryota; Viridiplantae; Streptophyta; Magnoliopsida; Solanales; Solanaceae. The coding region runs from base 23 to 739 and encodes 238 amino acids. Gene Ontology annotation, molecular function: SNARE binding; SNAP receptor activity.
UAUUCAUCAUUUGUUUAUCUUUAUGAUGUUUCAGGGAAUGGCUUCUGCUGGGGACUCGUGGAUCCGGGAAUACAAUGAAGCAGGAAAACUCGCGGAUGACAUCAGUAUCAUGAUAUCUGAAAGAAGUUCAUUGCCCGCAACAGGCCCAGAAGCUCAGCGUCAUUCAUCUUCAAUAAGGAGGAAGAUCACAAUACUAGGAACUAGACUUGAUAGCUUACAAUCUAUUGACUCUAAGCUUCCUGGAAAGCAACAUUUGACAGAGAAAGAGAUGAAUCGUCGCAAGGAUAUGCUUGCAAAUUUAAAAUCAAAAGCUUCCCAAAUGUCCUCCACAUUGAAUACGUCGAACUUUGCCAAUAGGGACAGCUUGCUUGGACCAGAAACAAAGGCAGUGGAUGCUAUGAACAGAACUACAGGACUUGACAAUUAUGGUGUUGUUGGUCUUCAAAGGCAAAUUAUGAAAGAACAAGACGAGGGGCUUGAGUAUUUAGAGGAGACUGUGAUGAGCACCAAACAUAUAGCAUUGACAGUUAAUGAGGAGCUCGACUUGCAAACAAGACUCAUUGAUACCCUGGAUGAACAUGUUGAUGUUACUGGCUCCAGACUUCAGCGGGUUGGGAGGAAGCUUGGAAUUUUGAACAAACGCACAAAGGGUGGUUGCUCUUGCAUGUGCAUGCUUUUAGCGGUGAUUGGGAUUGUACUACUUGUUGCAGUUAUAUAUAUGUUGAUCAAGUAUCUGUAAAUGGGCGUGAAAAAAGGUGAACUGUAAAUGCAAAAGAACUAGUAUAUUGAGUGUGUCGUCUGGAGAAUUUGAAGCCGAAUCUUCUCUCUGCUUCUCUUUUCAUGCAUUGCUUGGUGUGAUUUGAUAUGUUCCAUGUUCUUGAUCCACUGCGUGUACUUUGAAGACAGAUUUUAAGCUCA